Messenger RNA from Cladophialophora psammophila CBS 110553, 1497 nucleotides. RefSeq names its product betaine-aldehyde dehydrogenase. The transcript has a single exon. Gene Ontology annotation, molecular function: aldehyde dehydrogenase (NAD+) activity. The record is from RefSeq and is a predicted model, not a curated record. Bases 1 to 1497 code for a protein of 498 amino acids. NCBI's taxonomy places the organism in Eukaryota, Fungi, Ascomycota, Eurotiomycetes, Chaetothyriales, Herpotrichiellaceae.
AUGAUGCUCCCAGAGCGCCAUUCCUUCUACGCCGGAAAGCCUCAACCGUCCUCCUCUUCAUCCAACACAUUCCCUUCGGUCGAUCCGUCAACGGGCAAAACUGUCUGUACAGUCCACACCUCCUCCCGGUCCGCCAUCGACUCGGCCGUCUCGUCGGCGAAGGCAGCCUUCCCCUCGUGGUCCAGCACACCGCCCAUUGAGCGAGCCAGGAUACUGCACAAAGCCGUCUCGAUACUUCGAUCGCAGAACGAUGAGCUCGCCCGAAUCGAAACCACAGACACCGGCAAGCCCUUCUCAGAAACCUCCACCGUCGACAUCGUGACCGGCGCCGAUGUCCUCGAGUAUUUCGCCAACCUGGUCGCAUCGGGCGGCUUGAAUGGGGAAUCAUUUCGACUCCGCGAUUCGGCUUGGGUAUACACCUUCAAGGAACCGCUCGGCGUCUGUGUGGGCAUCGGUGCCUGGAACUACCCCAUUCAGAUCGCGCUCUGGAAAUCUGCGCCCUGUCUCGCCGCGGGAAACACGAUGGUAUACAAGCCCUCAGAGGUGACGCCGCUUCAUGGGCAACUCCUCGCCGAGAUCUACAAAGAAGCUGGCCUCCCCGACGGAGCAUUCAACGUCGUCUACGGGGCCGGCGAGGUGGGUGCUUACCUGACGCAACACCCAGUUGUCGCCAAGGUCAGUUUUACUGGCCAAGUCUCAACAGGUCGCAAGGUUGCAGGCUCAGCCGCGGGAGAGAUGAAGUACGUGACUAUGGAGCUGGGAGGCAAGAGCCCCGUGGUCGUGCUACCGGACGCAGACACUGACCAGGCGGUGGAUGGAGCCAUCAUGGCCAACUUCUUCAGCACCGGCCAGGUCUGCACGAACGGGACGCGAGUGUUCGUGCCCAAGCACCUGAAGCCCGAGUUUGAGAGGGUGUUGCUGCAGAAGAUGAAAUACAUCCGCCCUGGCGAGCUGAUGGACACGAACACCAACUUCGGCCCGCUGGUCAGCAAGGCCCACUACGACAAGGUGACGGCGUACAUCAAGCACGGCAUCGAGGUCGACAAGGCGAGGCUGCUCCAAGGCGGCCUCAACCAACCCGCUGACCUGCCCGCGCAUCUGAGGAGCGGAUACUGGGUUCAACCGACCGUCUUCUCCGACUGCACCGAUGACAUGAGGAUCGUACGGGAGGAGAUCUUCGGCCCCGUCAUGGCCAUCCUGACCUACGACUCUGUCGACGAGGCCGUCGCGCGCGCAAAUGACACGGACCUGGGCCUCGCCGCCGGCGUCUUCGGCAGGGACAUCAACCAGUGUCACCACGUCAUCAGGCAGCUGCAAGCCGGCAUCACCUGGAUCAAUACCUGGGGCGAGUCCCCGGCCGAGAUGGCCGUCGGUGGGUGGAAGCAGAGCGGUGUCGGCGUCGAGAAUGGACGGAGAGGCCUGGAGGCCUGGGUGCGGAAUAAGAGUACGCUGGUGGAAAUGGGAGGGAAUGUCCCGACUGUGUUUGCGAAAUUAUAA